CGUUACUGCUUAUACGUUGUCUUUACGCACGGGCCAACACUCUUCAGGGCCAAAUCAGGAGGGGGUCCCUCUGCCACUGGCCCCACCCAGCAGGCCCCACCCCAGAGUCAUCAAGCACCCAAGGACCCCCAGCAAGGUGCCAGGUCAAAAGGUCAAUUAGACAGCCACCUUGGAGAGAAAAGCAUCCCACGCUCCAUUCUUUCAAAGUCCCGUGAAGCACAGGUAGCCCCUAUAGAGAACCGAGAAUCGCCAGUAGAAGAAGCUCAAGAAGCUCUCUCCCCUUCAGCCUUUGGCGCCACAAAUUAUCCAGAUGGCAGUUCCCAGCUCAGUAGUUCAUCAAAUCAACGCAUCAGCCAACCGCAGGUAUCCGCCCUCCCUCCCACACUUGCACCGUCAAAGGCACCGGCGGUGUCCCUCAUUCAAGGUGACAAACCGACUGUCGGAGGUGGGUCACCGAAGAUCCUGCCUCCCGCGCCAACAGAGAGGGUGCGUAGCUUGACCAAUCCCAGCUCGGAUUCAGAAGCAAGCAGCCAGUCUCUGUCGUCUGCCAGCUCCAUUCCAUUCGCCUACGAUAGCAAAGCGCCACCGCAGGUUGACAUCAACCCAGUGUCGGCAUCACCCCAUACUGGCAGCUUGGAGAGGUCGAUAGAGAAGGCCUCCGAUCAGUUGAGGAAGCUGAGCAGUUCGUGGAAAGAUGAAACAAGCCAAGAGAAACCUGGUAUGGAGAUGAGAACAAUGCAGCAUCAUAGAGAUGAGGUUGAUAGUUGCCAUGGUGACAAGGAUGAUGCUGACCAAGAUAGUAUCAUGGUUGGAGGCUCCCAUAGAACUAGACAUGACAGUGGCACAGUACACACAUUGUAAUAAACUUUGUUCCAUCCAUGAACUCUGUUUUAUAGAUAAAACUUAAAUUGGCAACUUUCACAUGAUAACACAGUAUCAUGAAUCAUCAUUUUUAUGAAGUGUCCCAAUAGGACAAUAGUGAUUUUUUUUUUUUUUAAAUCAAUCUCACAAAAAAUCAGUAUUAACAGCCUUGCUCACUUUGUUAGAUAUUGUACUAUCUUGAUAUAGAAAAUUAAAUUCAGUCACAUACCUUUCAUGGCCACAAACCGAAAUCUUACAUUUAAAACCCAUUUAUUUUAAAAAAUCUUGUUUUUAUUUGUUGAAACACUGUUGGGACAAGUCAUAAAAGCAAUGUUCAGAUACCGUUCAUAAUAUAAGAUAAAAUUGUGAAUAUAUUCAGAAGGGGCAAUAGUAGAUGAAGUUAAUAUGAAAAUAAACUUGUUGAUAAUGUCUUUGUAUGUUCAUGAUUAUCAUGUAAAUAAAUCUUGAUUUUGUAUAUCUCUUCAUGUCAAAUUUAUCACAUACAGUUGGUAUGUGAUUCUCUUUAUUUUUUUCCUUUAAUUUUCUUCUAUUUGAAAAUUGAUAUAGCAAACUAUUUUUUAUAGUUAACUGAAUAAAUACUAGAAAUAUUGUAAGUUUUAUCUGCAUUUGGCAUUGCAUUAUGAAAUUAUGAGAAAAAUUUCACAAAGUCUAAAUAUUCAUAAUUUUUCACACCAUGUGAUUGUUAUAUUCCAGAUUAAUGUGAAAUUAUCAUCCUUCAAUAUCACUCAUUUGAACAUUGAUUAGAUCUAUAGGUCCUCUACAUCAAAUGAAGACUUUGCUUUAGAAAAUAACCACGAAAGAGAAAUGAUUGUGUGUAAUGGAAAUGAUUCAAGUAAGGCUGUGAAUGUACUCAAAAUAGCAAAUAUUGCAUUCGGAGAUGAAAUGUCGAUUUUUUUCUUCUUAAAUUUAUGCUGAAAAAAACUACUUGGAAAAUGGUGCAGCUCAGAUCCUUUCUUUAUCUCGAAAACUGUCUCUAUUCAGACAGCUUAUGACUCCCUUGGUUAUUGUAACACUAUUCGUGGUUAUUUUGGGUGUCUUAAUGGCACAUUUCUUGAUAAAAUGACUGUUCCAUGUACUUUGGUCAUUGUAUGGGGCCUUUAUUGACUUCUGGAAACCCAGAUUGAAAUGUCCAUUGUUGCAAAUUUUCUACAAAAUGUUUUGUGUAGUCCCACUCAUCUCUAUAAUAGCAAGACAUUUAAACUGUGAUUUAGAGGGAUUAAAUAUACAAUCCUCAGACAGCAGUGUAUGCGCGUUUCUUCCCUUUAUGAGCAUUCUGGGUUGUGACUGCAUUAUUGGGCCAUUUUCGGGAAGAUCUAUUAUCACAAGUUCUCUGUACAUGGCAGGAGUACUUAUAUGGCCAGCCAUUAGGUUAUAAGCCUGUUCACGGUUGUAAACUGCGCACGAGCAGAAAAAGGUCAUUGGAGACAACCAUGAAGGUGGCUUUCAAAUUCACUGACAUAGGCAUUUGUGAUUUGAUGAUUAUUCACGUAUUCCUUUCAAAAUAUUUAUCACAUCCAAGCUGAAGAGUAAUAAAUAGAGCCUUCAUAAUCACUGGUAUUUGACAGUAGCCUAAACAAUAGUCAAAUGUGCCAAAGGCAGACAAUAAAACAGAUUUCCAAACUUUAUCCCUGAUGUACUAUUCUAGUCACCUGGUCUAUACAAUGCCUUUUGUUCUUAGAAUUUGAAUACUCUACCAGUAAAGCUUACGCAACAUCUACAUUUGAAAAUGAUAGUGCUUAUCCUAAUGAAAAAUCACAAAGGUCAUUUGAGAAUAGUUGAUCAUGAGCUAACCGUGAACUGGCUUAUUGUUGUCUGUAGGUAGUUAUACCAUUAUUUAUUCUUCACAGCCUGCGUAGAGGAAGAGAAGAUUCUUACCAACAGUCUUGGUACACUUUGCAUUUUUUUGUUGUAUUUACUGAUUUUUUUUAAAAUGAAUUCAUUGAGAAUUAAUGUAAUCCAUAGCUCAUAGGUCCAAAUUUGAUUUCAAUAAAAACACUUCCUGUAGAAACCUCAACAGAAUUAUCUGAGGCUCCAUAGGUUAAUUGUUUUCAAAUUUCAAAAUUGUUGGCGUCGAUGGCUGCCCGUAUUGGUUCCAAGCUCAAGUUUAAUAUUCAUUCAUGCAUGUGAAGAGAAACUAUUGAGAGUUGUCCAGGCUUGCAACCACCCCUGGAUUGGAGCUCUUCCAUUGUCAAGAUGGUGUCAUGCAGGACCAGAUUCAUGGAAAUGGGGGUCACUAAAGGGUGAGAUAAUGGCCUUAAUAUAAAAAAGGGUUAUAGGUGAACAUUUCAAAUGUUCUUUGUUUGCUAGAUGCAUUUGUAAAGUUGAUGGAGGAUCUAUGUAUUAUCUGAAUGCCAUGUGACGCUGCAGUCACAUUUCCCUUCUGGUGCCUGCAAGGCGAGUCGAAAAUAGCCGUUUUAUGUAUUUCUACACUAAUCACCUAUAAAUUGGAACAAAAAUGAUUAAAACAGCUGUUCUUAAUUUGCCAGACCACCAUCAUAGUUGAAAUGUGACUGCGCCAUUAAAAGGAACUCUAUACUCUAUAUCAAAAGUGCCAUGUAACAUAAAUAUAAUCAAAUUUAUGAUUAAUUGCUACUCUUUUUUUGUGCAUGGUUUGCCCUAGAUUUACAAUGGAUAUCAAUCAUAAGGAUGAUAUCUUUUUCUUAUACAUGGCAGAGUUGAGAUAAUUUUUUUUUUACAUUUUUGCUUAUUUCCAAGAAUAUGAAGAUACUAAAAUGAUAAAAGAAAAGAUUAAUCUGUUUUAGUUUGGUUUUUAUUACUGCAUAAGUACAUGUAUAGCAUCCUCUUCACAUCUGAUGCUCACCUAUAAAAUAAAAAGAUAGGUCACUUCCCCAGUAUAUCACAUCAAACAAGGUUUAAUAAGCAUACUUUUGAGUACAUCCAAGAAAGGGUUUUAUGUGAGUUUCAACAACUUGAAUAUUGGCUAUUAUCUCUUCUUAUGAGUUAUGAUUUUUGUUUUUGUUUCCAGUUCUGUAUUGAGUUACAACUUACAUUUCAAGAAAAAUAUAUACAAUCUAUUGCUAGUCUUUGUUGCAAACCUGUGUUUGAUAGUGAAACGUAAGUAAUAGAUAGCAAACUUGUUUCUACUUUCAGAUGUACAAGGCAGACCAGCUAUCAAUUGGCAAUCUUUCAUGAUUUAAUUGCCAAUCUUUCCAAGAUUGAUGAUCGAUCAUAAGAGCUGAAAUUCACUCAAAAUAGAUUGCAAGUUUCUUUCAAUGUCUUCACAGUAUUUUCCUUUCCAUGGCCCAUUUCAUUCAUUUUUUUUUCUGGAUAUCUUUAUGAGUGUAAUGUUUUGUAUUAAUUUUGUUUCAAGUAAAUUGUUGGAACUAUGGUGAUUAAGUGAGAGGAUAACUUGUGGUUCUUUUCCCUUCUCUUUCUUUCUUCCUGUGAUUUUUCUUUUAUUUCAUUUUUUUCUGUAUUUUCUUUUUCCUACUUUAUUCACGCCUUUAUUUUUCUUUAUUUCCUUUGUUUUGGGGGUCAUCUUCUUUUCUUUAUUUCCUUUUUUCUCCUUCAUUUCUUUCUUUCUUCAAAUUCUAUUUUAUUUUUUUAUUUCUCAUAUGUGAUUUCAACAGUUAAUAUGACUGGAAUAUGUUCACCCAAAUUAAACUUUUGUGUGGUUAAUAGUUAAAGGAACAACAGAGUUGCUUGUAUUUGUUCAGAAACAACCCUAAAUCACAGGAUCUAUUGGCUUUUGAAUUACUCAAGAAAGGAAGUAUUGAGAACCUUUCCCUUAAUCUCUAAAUUGAUGUAUUUGCUGUAGUUUGUGAAUAAGCUUUAGAAUUACCCCUAAAUAAAGAAUGAAUUGCUUUGUUAAAGUUCAUGGAGGAAUGGAAGUGGUUUGUUGGGAGACACUCAAAAAGCUUUGGUUGAACUUCAAAAGGUUCUUAAGAAGAGAAUUUGUAAAGUAGCCUUUGUUUGAGGAGAUUCAAGUUCCAAGAAAGAGAGUUCAUGUGGGGGUCGAGGAGGAGGGAGGGGGGGAGAGAACAGACCAUUUGCGCUGGACCAUUAGCCUUUGAGGUCUUUAGAAAAGUGAGAUUUUAUGAUUGCUUGGAUCACUUCCUAACUAUACUUGAACUUUGGAUUUCAGAGAAAUAUCGUGUGCAAAUAAUGUUUGUCUUGGUGAGGGGCGAUAACAUGAAUAUCACCCCCUUACCAGCAGGGAACCAAUUGGUAUUGGUAGGAAGGGGUAAGAAAUGCGCCCUGAAUCCUUAAAGGGGUGUUUUCUUGCCUAAAUACUGCACUGUAGUAGGAUAUUCCUUCAUUAAAUGUGAUUAAUAGAUUGUGAUUGGCAUGAGUUGUUUCCACAUCUACCGGUAUUCUGUUCAAAGAAAGUAUAAUAAUUGCCACUGGAGGGACCACUCACAAAAAAAUACCUUGACUGAAACUUGCCCCACUAUGCACCACCAAUAUGCAAAGGAAUUAUUCUAUGAAUAGUGUGCAGUUGACAUGACCAGACAAAGAAUGGAUUAAUCUUAUCAUUCAUAAUUAUAUAGAUUGUGAAUCUAUAGCAAACCACGCAUUGCAGUGCACCGCAGAGAUACAAAUUGAUUGUAAUAUUGAUUUAUCUACUAGGUUCAAAGCAAAGGAGGUUCAUUUUAUUUCAUUUUUGUCUCACCUGCAUAGCAGAGUGAGACUAUAGGCGCCGCUUUGGCGACGGCGGCGUCAACACUAAAUCUUAACCAAAGGUUAAGUUUUUUAAAUGACAGCAUAACUUAGAAAGUAUAUGGACCUAGUUCAUGAAACGUAGCCAUAAGGUUAAUCAAGUAUUACUUAACAUCCUGCCUGAGUUUCAUGUCACAUGACCAAGGUCAAAGGUCAUUUAGGGUCAAUGAACUUAGACCAUGUUGGGGAAUCAACAUCAAAAUCUUAACCUAAGGUUAAGUUUUUGAAAUGUCAUCAUAACUUAGAAAAUAUAUGGACCUAGUUGAUGAAACUUGGACAUAAGAUUAAUCAAGCAUCACUGAACAUCCUGCCUGAGUUUCACAUCACAUGACCAAGGUCAAAGGUCAUUUAGGGUCAAUGAACUUUGGCCGAAUUGGGGGUAUCUGUUGAAUUACCAUCAUAACUUUGAAAGUUUAUGGAUCUGAUUCAUGAAACUUGGACAUAAUAGUAAUCAAGUAUCACUGAACAUCCUGUGCAAGUUUCAGGUCACAUGAUUGAGGUCAAAGGUCAUUUAAGGUCAAUGAACUUUGGCUAAAUUGGGGGUAUUUUUUGAAUUACCAGAUCAUAUCUCUGUAAGUGUAUUGGUCUAGUUCAUAAAACGUGGACAUAAGAUUAACCAAGUAUCACUGAACAUCUUGUGCGAGUUAUAGUAGUUUUCCCCGUAGUUUUCAGAGUCAGCACUGCUGCUAUAUUGAAUCGCGUGAUGCAGGUGAGACCGCCAGAGGCAUUCCACUUGUUAAAUCCCUGUUUCAUUGGAGCUGCAAUCAGUUCUACAAUUAGUGCAACUGAAAGUUUAUAGUAAUCUUGUAUGUAUGUUACAAUGGAUUUCAUUGAAAAAAACUUUUUGUUUCUGUUCUAGUGCCCUAGUGUACUUUGCAUUGAAACAAAAAGUGACUUGAUAUUUUCUUUUUGAUUUGAAAUGCAUCAUUUGAUUGGACAUACUUAAGUCUUAUAUAUGCAAGACUCAAUGAAGAGAUAUAUCACUGUUGCUAGAAACCUAAAUGUAAGGUUGAUCAAUUUUAAAUUGGACUUCAAUAUCCAUUAUGUUGAUGAAAGAUCAUGUCAUGAGUAAUCAAGUAGGCUUUUUAGAAGGUAUGAAAUAUUUUUAUUCCUAAUUUGAUCAAAGUACAUAAGAGUAAUAAUAAUAAUACAUGAGAUUUGUAUAGCGCACUUUCCAUCUUGAUUAGAUGCUCAAGGCACUUCAGAGCAGAACAACAACAAAAGCUAUUUACAUAUAAUACAUGUCUGAACAAUAUGUUUUUCAAAAAGCACUCUUAAACAGGUGUAUUUUCAGGUUGCCCUUGAAGGUGGUCACUGAAGUUUGGGUUUUCAAACUCUGCGGAAGAGAAUUCCACAGGCUAGGCCCUGCAUGAGCAAAGGCCCGUUCCCCCGUAUGAUAUGUAAGCAACUGGAAUUUGUAAGAGUUUAGAUGAUGAGGAUCGUAAGGUUCUUGAGGGUUGGUCAUUAUGCAUCAAAGACUUAUUUUAACUGGGGGAAGUUCCGUUGACUAUAUGAAAAAUCAAAACAAGGAUUUUAAAGAUUAUGCGUUCCUUCAGGGGCAACCAGUGAAGAGUUUUCAAUAUAAAAGCUGCUAUAUUUCAAAUAUACAGGUAAAAAACAAAAAAAAAUUACAUGCGAUGGAGGUCCAUCCACCUUUAUAUAACAAGUGUGAGGCUGCCUUUGAUACUUUUUAAGAUUUAUUUUUCAUAAAGUCUGAUAAAAGGUUAUGACACCUUUUAGCAUGGGAAAGGGAAGUAAUGAUAUUACAUCCCUUCCUGCGUAUUGUGAAGUUGUUAUUUCAUGGGAAAUUCAGUAGGAAAGGCUGAACAAAUAACAAAGCCCAAAAAAAUUACAGUAUGGGUCAAUUGAUUUCUUAUCAAAUGGCCAGAAUACGUGCCUGAAUUAGUACAGGAAGGUAGGUUCAAAUAGUUGUUCAUUAGCACCUGAUUGAAAUGAAUUUACUUUUCAUGGAAAUCAAGAGUUCAUGUUUAGGCCAUGGUGGUUUUACAGGAGGAAGAGGGGUGAGAAAUUGAACCCCUGUUCACCCAACAGGGGGGCAAAGGCAGCUGGCCUUCGUUUGUGGCCACUCCAUGGGUGUAACUGCCGUAUAAUUACUUCCAUUCAUGACAAAAAUAAUUAUUUGGGCGGGAAAACGGUCUAUUGAUUAUUUCAAACGAUAUAUAUAUUUUUUUGCUGGUAGAACAGCAUUGGAGAGUCCUUUCUUCAUUUGAAUUUCAUCAAUGCAUUUGCUUGAAUUUCAAAACAGAUUACAUAUAAUAGCAGUGUGGUAUAUUUAGUGUCUCAAUAAUUAUGCAGACUGAAAAUGUGAGCAUAUGUCAAUUAAAUAUUUUUACAGUGAUUUACUGGCAAUUCAGAAAAAAAAAUGAUACUGCUGUGAUUAAUAGCGGCGCCUGUUAUUUAAUAUCCCAUGUGAUAAUCAUAUCUUUCCACGAAAUGAUACAUUUGUAUACUGCAUUACUGGCAGCCAAUAAAAAAAUCCGGGCAUUAGCUCCAGCCUCCUCUAAUAAUGACUUAUUUGUCCUUCCAUGAAUAGUACAUACCUAUUAAAUCCAUAAAAUUGAUAAAAUGAAUAACCAAAAAGCUGAGAGAAAUCUCCCCAUAAAUAAUGCUAGAGUUGACUGUACUCUUCUGAGAAGUUAGUUGUUUGCCCUGUAAUAUUAAACUUCAUCAGGCAAAAAAUUGUUUGUUUUUUUUAUUUUCAGGGGCUGAUUUACACAAACUGCUGCCUAAAUCUGCUAUGUUGGAUAAGCUUUAACAUGACAGAGAAUAGGGAUUACAGGGGCUGUUUAUUAAAUUUUCAGGGGCCCCUGUGUCAAUUUUUUCCCCAGAACUACAUAAUUUGAGCUAUAGCUUAAGAGCCAGGUGUUUGGUGAUUUCCUUUCAUUUUGUUCUAAGCAACAACCAUUAACCAUGGACCAAUGACCAUGGAAGCAUUUUAUUCAAAUUUGUUGAUGUAUUCAUUUGGAUAUGUUUGGACCUCUGCCGUGUUAAAACCAGGUGUUUGCUACUUUCUUUUCAAUAUUUCUACGAAACAACCAAUUAAUCAAAGAUCGUUUACCCUUAAAAUAUGUUUAUGUAUUCUUUUGAAUGUAUAUAGGCCUAUCAUUAAACGCAGGUGUUGGCAAGCUUUCCUUGAAACAACUAGUAAUGAAGGGUCAGUUUUAAUGCACACUUUAGAAUAACGAGGAGUUGUACUCUUGAAUAUGAGAUUUUAAAUACUUGACUUUUUCUAUAUAUGUAUAUAUAUUUAUACUAUUUUUCAUAUCAAUUUCUUAUCUAUAAUUCCUCGAAGUUACAAUAGAAAUUUGGUAGGAUAUGAGGCAUGUGUGAUACUUCAGUAUUCAUAAUAAAGGGAUAUUAUUAACAAUAUGGCCUCUACCCCGAACCCCCCCCCCCCCACACACACACACAAACAUACACACACAAGCAUGCUCUCAUUGCUAAAUCUUCUCUUAGAUUCUGGGGGGUUGCUGUUUUUUAUUGAAAUGUAAGCAGUUGCUAUAGCUCCCAAGAUUUGUAAAGGAAAUUUUCUUUAAAAAUCCAGUCCGUAUAUUUGAAAAUUUAUUUUUCUCACUGCAGAAACUACCCCAUACUCCUAAAAAUAAAAAAUGAUAAAUAAAAUGAUAAUAUACAAAUGGAAUAUGAUUAUUACUUUUAAUUCCUUCCUUUUAAGGCCACCGCACACCUUACAAUCCGACUGGUCUACGACUGGCUUGCGACUGAGUGAGGGGAGAUGUGACGUCACAGCUCUUGUCAGCUUGAGAGUCGCAGACCGGUCAGAGACAAGUCGCAAAGAAAAUCGUAAGGAUUUGACAUGUCUAAUCCUUAUGACUGGGUCGCAAACUCAAUCCAACUUCCAGCCAAUCAGACUGCAGAGUUGCAUGACGCGUAUAUGGAAUACAGUAGUAAGCUCCAUUUUCUUAGUUGCUAUGGCAAAAAGCAUAAAGUGCAUGCGUGAGUCGCAGACAGCAUGGUAGUAGGAUCGCAAGGUGUGUGGUGUCGAGGCUUAUGACUACCUUGCUAUUCAUCUCUCCUCACUCAGUUGCAAGCCAGUCGCAGACCAGUUGGGUCGUAAGGUGUGCGGUGGCCUUUAUACAUAUGAAAUAAGUAGGAAAGUCAACAAAAAUUUAUAUCUACUGCAUCAAGAUAAAAAAAACCUACUCAUGCCAUUAAAGUGCAUCAAAUGAGUACCAGCAUGAACUUGACCUAGAAAAGUUAAGCAUACAGCUUUAGAUGCAUGGGAAAUGGAAAAGAAAUAAAAAGAUCGAAAGUGGGCGUGUUCUAGCAAUUGUCUUAAGCUAGAAUCACAGUUAUGAAUCACUGAUCAAAUUGCUAACCUAAAAGCUGGUUAUGGUAUGCAAACGUUCAAGCGAUGUGUUUUCAUUAAAGUCAAAUUCUUCUUUCAAGCCCAUCCACUGCAUAGUUUAAACCAGGGGCCCAUUGCAUAAAACUUUUUACCUGAGAAAACUCGGGUUGUUUUAACCGGAGUUUUUGCCCUGUGUUAAAGUCAAUGGCAGAAAUCAGACUAACCUUAGUUUUCAGUUUUUACCAGAGUUUUCUCAGGUAAAAAGUUUUAUGCAACAGGCCCCAGGAAGUCGAAAGCCCAUCAUACUCUUGCGUCUCAUCAAAUUUUAACAUCUUUGGUUCUGCAAGAUCAACUUCUAAAACACAUUUUUCUGCAUUUUAUCUUUAAAUUUUGAUAGAUAUUAUUUUGUUUCUAAAAAAUAUCGCUUAAAUGCAACCAUUAUGUGAACUAAACAUCUUUAGAAGCCCUGUUUCUAGGGUUUAAUAUGUCUACUGAACACAGCCCAACAUAGACUGCAACAUCGACAUCUUAAAUUACCCAAGUUGCUGUGAAACGUAAUCUGGCAACAUGCGAUUCACAUCCUUAAAAGUACCUCCCACUUUGAGGGAGUGAAUGACCUGAGUAUGGGAAACAAAACAGUGAUACCAAGCCUUCCUGUUUCUUUAUGAAAAUGCUGAAGCAUUGUUUGAUAAUGCACAUAGUAACGCUAUCAUUAAAAUUGAUUAUGCGGAAAAUGAUUUAGAUUACACAUGCUUCAUUGAAUGGAUUCUCGUAUUUAUGAGGCCAGUGACACCUCGUAAACUUUAAGGUUAUGAAGAAUGAUGAAUGGCUCUAAUCUGUUUGAUUAUAACAUAGUUGGUAUGGCAGGGAUGGGAAGGUCUAGCAGAAUACUCUUGUUUUGAAGCAUGUGUAGAAAAAUCUUUGUUCAAAUUUCAGGGAUAUAAUAUCAAACAGUUUUUCCUAAAGUUCUGAAUGAAAAUUUGAUACUCUUGAAUAUGACAUUCCGAAUGGGAUUCUCAAAUUAUUAUGAGAUUAAAUGAACUUUAAAUAACGUUUUGAACUACAUAAUUUACAUUCUUAUGUAUUAAUAAUGAAAAACUCUUGUGUUUACAAUAAACUUUGAAUUAUUGGAGCCAAUACGAUAUCUUACUCUUUUGACAUAUUAAUCAUGAUAUUUGAGUUACAUAUAUCCAUUAUUUUGAUUGAAUAUGUGCACAAUAGUUUUAAAGGGGACAAAUGCUAGGAAAAUGUGUGCAAUCCACAAAAAAUAUAAACUUCUUCUGUGUGCAUUUCAUACAUUAGGGUGUUUGGCUUCCACAAUGCAUGACAAAUUCAAGCAAGUGUAUUGGAAAUGCCCGUCAAAUGAUGAUGAACAGCUAGGAGGUCUUUGUAAAAAAUUGGUUGGCCGGAACAGCCAUUUUUGUCCAAAGUAUCAGAGCUGAUGAAAAAAUGCAAAUAUGUCGUUUGUCCAGAGUCCUGAACAAAACUGCUUUUUUUAUCACUAAUUUCAACAAAUGCUUGUUGCUUGUUUAUUGUCAUGAAGGGCCGCAUUUGACGACACAUUUUUUAUGUUCUUGAAUACAUCGUGCUUCGUGGAAGCGAAACUCCCUAUCGUGUAACUUCUAAAAGCAUAAUUGUGUUGGGGGUUUAUAGUCUUGGGUUUUAGGUAAAGAAAGAGAGCUGUUCCAAGCCCCUGGAGCAUAGUGAGACAAUAACAUUUCAUUUGAACAUGAGUUGCCAGGAUAUUUGGCAUUGAUUCAGAUUGUAAAUCUUCAUGUCAUUGUUGUCUAUUCUUAGAAAUGAUCUUGUUCAUGAUUGUGAUUUGCAUUGUUUCCUCAUACUCCAAGGGGUUAUUAACAGCAAGACAGUUUUUGUGCCAAAAUAGUAUUGUUUCUUUACUAAGAAUGAAUCUCAUUUGACUGACAUUGUCUUGUCAUGCCUAAAGGGGUAUUACACAGCAGAAAAUUUGUUGUGCCAAACUGGUAGAUACAAAGGUCUUAUUUUUAGGUGGAAGCAGUAACAAAAAUCAAUAACCGAAUAUGAUUUAUUACCUUACUAUUGAAAGUGACUCUUUAAAACAUAGUUUACUAAGAUUUAAAGUUAAAAUCAAUUUUAUUUCGAUUUUUACAGGGAGCUUGUGAUUUUAAUUUGAAAAGAACAUUUUAUCUAAUGUGGGAAACCUGAUAAAACAUUUUUUUUUUACUCUAUACCCUAGAUCCCUCCAGCUGUUUCAUCGUAAUGCAUUUUUUACCUUGGAUCUAGAUACAUUUUCUGUUCAUUUUCUUACGAUUACAUCUGUAAGUUUUAAUUUUUGGCACACAUUAAUGUCUGGUAUUAUAUAGAUGAAUAUUCUAGAGAGGUUUGGUUUCCUGUUUGCAUGUCUGUAUACAAUUAUGUAAAGACAGAAAACCAUUUGGAAUGCGUAUAUGCCAUUUGAAUUAUUGUCCUCUAAAUAUGAUAAGUAGUCAAAUAUCACUGCUCUUGUCUAUUAACAUGAUCCUUUUUGUUUAAGUGAGAUAAGUGCAUACUGACAAAGAAUUAUGACAUUGCUGGCUUCCCAUAGUUGAGAUUGAAUUGAUCCAUUACACUCCUUUGUAAGAAUGGGUCUUGUUCAGCAUCAAGUCAGCUUUCAUUUACCAUUUUGCAAGAGUUAUGAUUGAUUUAGGGACUUGAAACUGAUUUGCAAUUGAUUGCAAAUUUUCUGUAAUACCCCCAUUUCACCCCUUUCAUCAUUUUAUGUCGAAACAGGGAAAAGUAUAAGCACUAAGUCUCAGUAUCAUUUUUUAUAUUCCAAUCUGAAAGGCUUUAGAUUAAAUGAAUAACAUUUGUGAAAAUCAAUAACUAUGUGAUUUUCAUGGAAUUCUCUUGAGAUUUUUUUCUUGUCUUUUUGAGAGUAUUGGGUUACAGGGUGGUUUCCUUUAAGAGACCAUCUGGUAAAUG
Lytechinus pictus (painted urchin) is the source of this 12829-nucleotide messenger RNA. Its product is annotated as protein CLEC16A-like. The transcript has 3 exons. Lineage: Eukaryota; Metazoa; Echinodermata; Echinoidea; Temnopleuroida; Toxopneustidae. The annotation marks the transcript as partial. The record is from RefSeq and is a predicted model, not a curated record.